Molecule: messenger RNA, 1277 nt
Organism: Culicoides brevitarsis
Lineage: Eukaryota; Metazoa; Arthropoda; Insecta; Diptera; Ceratopogonidae
Product: tudor domain-containing protein 6-like
Exons: 3
Coding region: 96-1277 (393 amino acids)
Source: RefSeq, a predicted model, not a curated record
GCGUGUAAAAGAGUAUCUCCAGCAAAAUAAUUAAAUUUUGUGAUAUUUUUGUGCAAUUAAUUCAUUUCAAACUCGUUUAAAUACGAAUUUUAAAGAUGCGAGAAAAUUGGGCAUGGAAGAACAACAGCUUUACGCCGGCGGAUGAUGAUUCUGAUGAUUCCGACGAUGCUUUGUCUUAUAUCUCGGGACGCACGAAGAAGUACCGAAAGCAACGUCAAGAUCAAUCAACAAGCCGUUCGAAUUCGCUAAGUGAUGACGAAUAUGACGCUCUUCAAUUUGAAACUCGAUCCCGUCGCAGAUCUCGAAAGCUAUCAAUGCCAAGCUUUUUGCCGAUCAAAUUUGAAUCUCCAAAGCAAGAAAAAGCGCCUGAAAGUCAAAGCGAGGAAGAACCUUUAGAACCAGCUUUACCUGGCAUUAAAAUAAACUUGUUACCUGUUCCCGUGGCACGAACCAAAUCUGAAAUUCCGCAUGCAUUGGUCUUCGAUUCGAUGUUCGACCAAGAGUUUCAGAUCGGUAUCACUCAAAUCUUCUCUCCCUACAAGUUUUGGUUCUUUUUGCAUCUUCAAAACCCAACAUUCAGUCAACUGAGCAAUGAGAUGCAGGAUUUUUAUGAUACUUGUGAUAAAUCGGUAUUCAGAAUGGUUUCAAGUGAUGUGAAAAAAGACAACGUAGCUGUACUUCACUCGAACAACACUUACAAACGCGUUGUUAUCAUGUAUGACCUUCACGAGCUAAAGCUGCCAUUUGUAAACAAUCGUACAAAAGUUUUUGCAAUCGAUUAUGGCGAAGCAGUAGAAGCUAACAUUCAGGAUUUGCUGUACAUGAAGAAAUCCUUUGCUGAAAUCCCGCGUUUGAGCUAUCGUGGAAGAAUGGCGCUUGUUAUGCCUCUUGAAACAACGCAAUGGAAGUCAAAAGACACGAAGAACUUCAAAAAGCUUUGCAGAAACGAAAAUAAGGAAGCAUCAAUUCUGUCUGCCAAAGUGUAUGCUUUCGAAGAACGUGAGAUGAUCUUCCAUUUGAUGUUGACGAAAAAAGAAGAGGAUCGUUGCAACGGAUCAAUCAGAAAGAUUCUAGCUAGCUUGAAUUGUUGCGAAUUAGCAGAGGCGGAUACUGAAAUAUGGCCUAUAAAGGAUGAAUUGUAUCCGACUUUUGAUUUGUUGGAAAGCGGCGAAGCAAAUGAUAUUGUCUUUGACUCGGAAUCUGUUCAAUAUUUGAGUCAGGAAUACAAAAAGCUGAAGCUAUACAACUGCUAUGUCUAUCCCGAAAAUGCAAAUUAG